AUGGUGCCACCAGAGCCGCAGUUGCCAGCUUUUGAGCCGGCUCUGCCGCAAGCCAGACGCAACAACCCGGACACCAGCUUUCAGACAGGGCAUGACGAUAGCUCCUCAGUAUUCUUAAGCUCCGAUGAUAUUGAAUCGGCUGAAGCUUUAACGGCGGCAGAAAACACUUCCGUAGCAACAGCCGUGCACACGCGGGAUGCCGGGGCUCUAGAGGACCAUGUAACCGCUGUCAAGGAUGGCGUCAAACUGCCCGUCCGCCUCGACUUCCUCAACGACCGCCAAGCAACCGGCGACGACACAGACCAGCCUAGCCGCUUACCUGGCAGUUCUCGGGCCGCAAUGCAAGCCAUCGCUGCCUGGCGGCGCCAAGCUAGCACAGACCAGGUCAACCAGGUGUUGUCCGCUCAUCGCCCUGAUAGCGAGCUCGUUCUCAUCUGGGUCAUCCCAGGUGCCUCUCCGGGCCUUAUGCUCAUUGAGCUGCACGCGCCGCCAUCCUUCGUUAGCGCUGCCGGCGAUGGCCUAGGCGACGGCAAUUCCACGAGAAGUUCUGGUUCCGCCGCACCGCACCGCAUCGCGGCAUCCACUGGAGCGCUGGAGUCUGCCUGGCGCACCCACGGCAUUGCAGCUUCCGGCGUUGGACCUGCCUGGCCCAUGAGAGGAUUGCGAGAAGCCGCCGCAGCCAUGGCCGCGGCAGAGUGCUUGGCGCCGACCAUCAACGUCGGCACAGGCAGCGCACAGGCGAUUGGCCCGGCCGCGGCGGCGGCUGCAGCGGCGGGCUCCAAUAAUGCUGACGGCAGCGACAGGCUGACUGGUGAAGCUGGGGCAGGCGGGCGGCAGCCCGCGGCCCUAACGGCGUCGCUGAACCGCGCCCGCGUGUUUGGCCUCAGUGCGCCUGGCCCCGUGCAACAGGGCGGACAGGAACGCCGGUUGUUUGGGGCCAUGGGUUGGCGGGGUGUCAUGUGCAGCAGCGGCGCGCUGACGGUGGUCGUGGUGCCCGACGCUGGCAUGGAAGGCGAGGUGUGCGCGCUGCUGGCGAUGCAGCACCAGCAGCUGCCGCUUCCUGUGUGCCCAGAGGAGUCCCUGGGCGAAAAUCCGCCAAUACCGCAGUCGCUGCAAAGUUUGCAGCGGCAGCAGCAGCAACAGGGCCAGCCUUUUGCAGGUGUCCCAUUGGAUAUGGGUCCGAGUCGUGUGUACGCGUCGGCACAGCCAAGUGUUGGUAUCGAGUCCACCGUCGCUGCUGUCACAGUGGGCAAUCUGGGUUUCGCCGGUAAUGACGAAGGAGCGGUAGGUGGGUUGCUGGCGAAACUGGAUAAGGAAGACAAAGACGACGCGCGUGCGAGGGAACGGUUCCUCUGGGACCUCGGUGCCUGGCUGGAGUUGACAGGAAGGAGAGCGGCGGCGCGAGAGGCGGUGGCGACAGGCCCGACAGACGGCAUCGCCGGGGUCGCUGCUGCGAACGCUGCGAGGUCUGCGGCUUCUUUGCGGCAGGCGCCCGGCAGGGCGGUCCGCGGAAGCGACCAGGCCCAGCAGCGUCUGUCGCAGCAGCAGCAGCAGAGACAGCACUCGGCGCAGCACCCCCAGGCUCAACAACGCCGUGUCCUGGGGGACUUGCUGCCCGUAUCGGAGAUUGAGGCCCUCGGCGGGGCGCCGCACAAUGCUGGCAUCACGCGAGUGGCGCCCGGGCUCGGCUUGGAGACCUGGGUGGCGCCGCCGAGAACUGGGGAGCAGUUGACGACUGUAGCGAACGCGCAGCAGCCCAUGCCGCAAACCGCGUUGGAGCUGCUAGGCUUUGCGUGCAGCCGCGGUUGGGCCGCGACUUCGACCCACAUUGUGCUGGGCCUUAUGGAUAUGGGUUUUUCCAUGCACGCCAUCAACGCUUCCGUACAGGGGGCUCACGGCUGGUCGGCAUUGCAUUUGGCAGUGGCGUCUGGCAGUGCGGAACUGGUGGCCAUGACGGCACUGUGGCGCAGCUACGGCCGGUACGGCGACGGCGCUGCUGUACAGGAGGAAUGGCGAGCGAUGCUGGCGGCGCCGGGACCAGGCGGCCUUACUCCGUUACACCUAGCCGCAGUGCUGCCCAAGCCCGCAAUUGCCGCCAUGGACCUUCUGUCCACUCUCCCAGCCGAAACCUUAUCCACGUGGUUCGACGAGUCUGCCUGCGACGGCUGCACGCCCGCCCACUACGCCUUCCGCGCGGGUAAUACCCACCUCAACGAACACGCACUGCUCUGCCUCGCCACCGGUACGGCAGCACUGGACCUAGGUACGGCACAAGGCCUGCAAGAGGUCCUGCCGUACCUCGGCGAGCUGCAGGCCGAGCUGUCCACCUGCAGCGAAUCUGCGGACCUGGAGGGAGGAGCGCACGAGCGCGCCAGCUCGGGCGGGAAUGUCCGCAGCGGCGGUGUUGUCGCAGCCGCCGUUGCUGACGCGGCGGCUGGGAGGCUGCCUAGCGGCAGCGUUGCGGACGCGAACGCCCUGGCGUCGCGGUCGCCGUGCGAAUCGACUACGGAAUCUAUGGAGACAGCUUGCGAGGACAGCCCUAAAGGGUCUUCCGGAGCGGGAUAUGAAGGUCCCGUCGACAAUGACUCUGAAGGCUGCGUCGACAAUGCUGUGCUUGCUGACGGGGAAGCGCUUCCGGCGAGCGGCGGCCCAACCAGCGGUGAUGUCGUUGGUUCCGGCGAGGGGGCAAUGGGCGCUGGGGCCCGACCUGCGUCGCCGCCGCGGAUUCUGGCGAGCAAUCCACCUUCCGUGGGCGUGGCACGGGCUGGCAGUAGCAGCUCCAGCAGCAGCGGCACCUUUAGCCGUAGUAGCCGAGGCAACACUGUCAGACCUGCGACGCAUUCCAUGCUUGGCAGGCCCAACGUGCGCAGCUCCUCUCCUGUGCUUGAGGCGGCGGUUUCAGCGUCGGCUGUGGCUUCGGCAGGGGCGGCGACGGCAGGGGCGGCGACGGCGGUAGUUGCUAGCACCGGGAGACACUGUUCGCGAUCGCUGCGGAGGUUCCUGCCGCGCUUAAUGAGUCGAUUUCAGUGUCUCGGUGGUAGUAGGCCCGGCUCGUCUAGCAACAGAGGUACGUCUUGGUCGAGGUCGCAGCGUGUGCCGGUGUCCACGUCGGAGAUACCGUCUUUGGCUGCAUCCACGCCGCCGCCUUCGGGAACCUCCGCUUCAGCAACCCGGCCUUGGGUUGAGCCACCUUCUGUCUCCAGGGAAGGCGACCCGCAUCAGUUGCAGCCGCGCGGUGUGGCGGAGGCGCAGCAGAGCAGCACCAGUAACAGCAGCGCCAGCCCUUUUGCCGUAACGACAUUACUGCACUCCCUCUCACCCGUGUCCUUGCAAGGCGGUCAGGAGCACCCACACGCGCACCCGCACCCCACGGGUAGCACAGCUGGUGCUCCGCUAAACACGUGCACCGGUACCCCGCCGUCUCCCAAUGGCACCAACGCGCACAGCCUCCACAGAACCAGCUCCAGCAGAAACUGCCCUCCGCAGCCCCAGCUUCACACACGUGGCGAAGAGUCCCAAUCUCCUGGACAGUCCGUACCGAUCCAAGCAUCAACGGUGCCGCUGCAGCGCACCACUGACUCGCAAGCCUGGGCGCCAGAGCCAUGGUUAAUGCAAAAGCGCGCCUGGCCGCAGCCCAGCAGCGUUGUCGUGGAGCUUCUGGAGCGUGUCUCCCAGGCCGCAUCAACCCUUGGAUCGGUCGGAACCAAUGGCGAUUCGUGGCAGGCAAGCCCCGGCUCAGGGACUCAGUGCCAUAGCUCGGGAGCGGUGCCGCAGCCGCAGCCGGCGGUACCAAUGGCGGUACCAAUGGCGCAAGCAGCACCCGCUCCUAACAGUACGAGUCCCCCGCCAACAAUAAGCCUUGAGCAGGCGCAACAGGUCGCGCUGCAGAUCGUGGCGGCUGCACGGAAUCUAUCAGCAUCUGCUUCCGCGGAAAUGUCCACGGCAUUGCCGACGGCGGGUGCGGGCGCGCUUGGUGCUGCAGCUGCACUGAUGCGAUCCGCGCCGCCGGAGGUUGGCGACCGCAUCUUGGCGGAGUUCCUCACCCCCUUGUGCAAUGUGACGUUGCAGCGCCGGCUGCAGCAGCAGGUUCGGGAGCACCAGGAGCGGCUUCGGCUGAGGAUGAUGGAGAUGUUGCACUUUGUGCGCCCUGCAUACCGGACGCCGUCUGGGUUGCAGCCGUCGCUGCCGCCUCCGCCGCAACAACAGCAACAGGCGUCCCAACAUCAUGAGGGCCAGUGGCAGCAGCAACAGCAGCCGCAGCAAGAGUGGUUACCUGGUCUGCAUUUCAGUUCCAAUGGCUCUCGGCGCGCUGGAGGGAGUGGCGAUGAGGAGCGCCGGCCGCGUCAUGCAUCUGCACCGUCGCACGAGCAUGGGUGCCACCGCUUGACGGCCGCAUUUGCGGCUAGCUUGGCCCCGCUAGCAGGCUUGGUGAUAAAACGCGUGAAUUUGCUGCAAGGCCAGGGCCAGGAGAGGGAGCGGCGAUGCCGCAGCCUGCGGCCGGGACAGGGACAGGGACGGCGGCGCCUGCCGAUGCGGGUGGUAGCUGAUGCAGCGGCAGGGCGAGAAGCGAUAGCACUCAUACCGCAUCCUGGCAACGGGCGUUCAACGCAGGCGGGGUGCUGGCUGUGGUACGGCGCCAGGGCGAGUAGCAGUAACGCCGACCGGGAGGUCUGA
Molecule: messenger RNA, 4674 nt
Organism: Volvox carteri f. nagariensis
Lineage: Eukaryota; Viridiplantae; Chlorophyta; Chlorophyceae; Chlamydomonadales; Volvocaceae
Exons: 5
Coding region: 1-4674 (1557 amino acids)
Source: RefSeq, a predicted model, not a curated record